Molecule: messenger RNA, 4067 nt
Organism: Scatophagus argus
Lineage: Eukaryota; Metazoa; Chordata; Actinopteri; Scatophagidae
Gene: wdr26a
Product: WD repeat domain 26a
Exons: 14
Coding region: 392-2200 (602 amino acids)
Biological process (GO): proteasome-mediated ubiquitin-dependent protein catabolic process
Cellular component (GO): GID complex
Molecular function (GO): protein binding
Source: RefSeq, a predicted model, not a curated record
GAAUUUCCGUUGACGUCACUUCAAAUGUCCAUAACAGGGCCGCAGCUAUCUGAGAGCAACAAUAACAAGCUGUCCCCAGUAACUUCAGCGCGGCGUCAACGGAACUGACAGUGCGAAAUUCCAUCGAGUUUCACAAAAUGCGGCUGUCGAAAUAAAUUCGGUCUCUGUUUGUUCGUCGUCCGAGUUCAAAAUCGGGUUAUAUUCGCGGUAACUGUCGCGUACCAAAGACGGAGGCUCGGCCGCAGGGGGAACAGGGCAGUUCGGGGCUGCAUCUGGGUCAGUGGGCCUGUCGGCCUGCUGUGAUAGAGGUUUUGCUCUCCCCACAGUGCCUCGUUGCGCCGGUCAUUGGUCUAUAGAAAUACAUUUUAACACCAGCAUAAACUGUGGUAACAUGCAGGCUAACGGAACAGGACAAGACCGAGAUUCAGAAGUGUCCUGCCACACCAUUGCGCAGAACGGCGAGUCGUCCUCCACGGGGGUAGCUCACUCUAACGGACUUGUGUCAGUGACCAACAAUGGAAACAAUGUGAGCAACAACAACAACGGAGUGACUGCCCAGUCUGCGUCUAACAACAGCAACAACACGUCGGAUGGCGUCAAAAAGAAGAAGCGGCUGUCCCAGUGUGAGGAGGAUGUUAUCAGGCUAAUAGGACAACAUUUACACGAUUUAGGUCUCAAUCAGACGGUGGACCUCCUGAUGCAGGAGUCUGGCUGCAGGCUGGAGCACCCAUCAGCCACCAAGUUUCGCAAUCAUGUCAUGGAAGGAGAGUGGGACAAGGCUGAGAGUGAUCUGAAUGAGCUGAAGGCAUUGAUGCUUUCCCCAAGUGCUAUUGUGCGGAUGAAGUUCCUGCUGCUGCAGCAGAAGUAUCUUGAGUAUCUGGAAGAUGGGAAGGUGUUAGAGGCCCUACAGGUCCUCCGAGCAGAACUCACCCCUCUCAAAUACAACACAGAGCGGAUCCACAUCCUGAGCGGGUACCUGAUGUGUAGUCAUGCAGAGGACCUGCGAACCAAAGCAGAGUGGGAAGGGAAAGGCACAAUAUCCCGAACAAAGCUCCUGGACAAGCUUCAGACAUACCUGCCUCCAUCAGUGAUGCUGCCUCCUCACCGCCUUCAGACUCUGCUGAAGCAGGCAGUGGAACUGCAGAGGGAGCGCUGCCUCUACCACAAUACCAAGUUGGAUAGUGGACUAGACUCUGUGUCCCUGCUGCUAGACCAUGCCUGCAGCCGGAAACAGUUCCCUUGUUACACUCAGCAGAUUCUCACUGAACACUGCAAUGAAGUCUGGUUCUGCAAGUUUUCUAAUGAUGGUACAAAACUGGCAACUGGCUCCAAAGAUACCACAGUCAUUGUAUGGCACGUGAAUAUGGAAACCCAGCAGUUGAAGUUAAUGAAGACCCUGGAGGGUCAUGCUUAUGGUGUUUCAUACCUGGCAUGGAGCCCUGAUGAUUCCUAUCUGAUAGCCUGUGGUCCUGAUGACUGCUCUGAGCUGUGGCUGUGGAAUGUACAGACAGGGGAGUUACGGACAAAGAUGAGUCAGUCUCAUGAGGAUAGCUUGACCAGUGUGGCCUGGAAUCCAGAUGGCAAGCGCUUUGUCACUGGUGGUCAGAGAGGCCAGUUCUACCAGUGUGAUUUGGAUGGAAACCUGCUGGACUCAUGGGAAGGAGUUCGGGUGCAAUGCCUAUGGUGUCUGAGUGACAGCCGGACCGUCCUCGCAUCAGACACCCACCAACGCAUCCGCGGAUACAACUUUGAGGACCUGACGGACAGAAACAUAGUGCAGGAGGACCACCCCAUCAUGUCUUUCACUGUUUCCAAAAAUGGAAGGUUAGCUCUGCUCAAUGUUGCUACUCAGGGAGUGCAUCUAUGGGACCUGCAGGACCGGGUGCUGGUGAGGAAGUACCAAGGGGUGACCCAAGGUUUCUACACCAUCCACUCCUGCUUUGGAGGGUACAAUGAAGACUUCAUCGCUAGUGGCAGUGAAGACCACAAAGUUUACAUCUGGCACCGACGUAGUGAGCUGCCUAUCGCAGAGCUCUCUGGUCAUACUCGCACAGUCAACUGUGUGAGCUGGAACCCCAUCCUCCCCGGAUUGCUGGCCAGCGCCUCUGAUGAUGGGACAGUCCGAAUCUGGGGACCCGCACCCUUUCUGGAUGUUCAAGAUGCAGAAGGACUCAGUGAAUGUUGCAGCAUGGACAGCUGAUGAUCUGCUGCUCUGAACCUGAGGAGAAUUAACACUCUACUUGAAUGGAUGAAGCAGGGAAAGCUUUGACGAUUGGACAGCUGCUUCCAAGUGGCGGUGCCAGUGAUGUUGUGUGUUUUCUGUGUCACAACAUAGGGAUGUCAGACUCAUUGAGAUUUGAGUCGACCAGGUGAAGUUUGGUUCCACAACCUACUCCAUCCAGGACCACCCACUUCCUAUUAUUUAUUUUCCAACAUUAUUUAUUUAUGAAUAAUUCUCUUACUUGUGGUAGGCUGUGACAUAGCAGUGUCUAUGGAGGGCGUGUGUUUCCAUCAGUCCAGUUGUCUGAGCUACUCUUUCAUCUAGUGAACCUUUGAAGAAAUUUUACCUACAGGGACAUUUGAUGUAACACCCACUUGAAAUAAAGUAAAAAUUCUGUUAUCCCAUUUUUUUUUAUGCAGAAUAUUUUCAUGGUAUGCUAAGUGGUUGGCUGCCCUCUGAUGUGUGGAAAACUAUGGAGUUCAAAAGAUUGUGUGAGUGUAGUUUUCUUAUGCCAUCAGUAAAGAUUUCCUCUUUCAGUUGCUGUUACAACCUGUGCUCUGGUUUCAUAUUUGCUAUCGAUUUGUUUCCAUUGCAGCAGUUGCCAUUUUUUUUCCAUUCAUAUGAUUUUCUCUUGCUUUACUUUAAUUGUUACAUGUUGUCAGUUUCAUUUAUCUGUUCUUUUUUUUAAAUUUAUUGCAAUUAAAGCUGUAAUAUUUAAAAAGAAAGACUCAACUAAAAAGUGAGGCUGGUGUUCUGUAUGUUUCAUAUUAACAAAUCCUUUGAAAAGACCACAACAAUCACCUGGCUCUGCUGAUGAAACACACAAAUAAUCCUAACCCUAACUCUAUCCCACAAAAUAAUGUAGUUAAAAAAAACAGCUCCAUCAUUUUCUAAAACAGCUGUUUUCUAGUUUUCAAUAUACAUUACUCGACCAAGGAGAAAUAGUGUGUUUGUUGGGGACUAUUUUCAGUGGUGGAUUAAUCUGCAUUUGGAACUCUAGUGAGUAAUUGUGGCAGCAGGAGAGUGUGUGUGGGACUGAGUGAAAAUGAUGUGUUUUUAAUGGAGCACUAUGGCAUAGAGGAAGAAUAUAUAUCAGACUUUCAUACAUCUUUGGAGGAAGAUUUACAUUUUUUGUGUUGGGAUUUGUUCAUAAUUUUAAAAAAUGAAACUGCCAGCCUUCUCACACAAGACACUCUGUAACACAUUUUAACAGGUAGCACAUUUGUACAGAAGUGUAACAUGAAGUUGUUAUGAACAAAGUGUUUCCUUUCAGAGAGUCAAAACAAUCUUGCCUGAUGUGAUGUUCUAUGUAAUGUGCUGUAUAUUUCUGUGUUUGGCAUGUAUUAUGAGGCAGUGUACAGUGGCAGACAGGAUGACGUGUGCUUCACAGGGUUCUCAUACCGAUUUUUUACCUGUCAGCAUAAUUAUAACAACCUCAUAACAAAUUUGCUUGACUGUGCUACUGUUGUAAUACAAAGCAGCACGUUUGUUAAAGUAAGAAUUAUUUUUCUGGUCCUGGAGGGUAACUCCAGGACUAUCAGGACAGUGGGGACCCUGACUCCAUCACAGCCAACUUUGUCAUCACAGAGCACACACACUUGUGCUGCAUAGAUGUAAAAAACACACAUACACACUUGAUUUAAUCACACGUGAUAUAGUUUUUUCUUUAUUUAUUAGUACUUCAGGCUUCUCUUUUUUCUCACUGUAGAAACCAGUGUAGAAACUUUUGUUUGCUUGCAGGCAGUUUUUCCGUUUCAAAUGUGUUAUAACAAAAAGUGAUUGUACUGUUCUGUAUUGUUCUGUAGGGGAAGUGUUAUUUUAAAUAAAGCAUUCAGGGUUUUAAAAA